This is a messenger RNA of Rhizoctonia solani, 2172 nucleotides long. Its product is annotated as Retrotransposable element Tf2 protein. NCBI's taxonomy places the organism in Eukaryota, Fungi, Basidiomycota, Agaricomycetes, Cantharellales, Ceratobasidiaceae. The transcript has a single exon. The record is from RefSeq and is a predicted model, not a curated record. The coding region runs from base 1 to 2172 and encodes 723 amino acids.
AUGGACUUUAAAACCCACUUGUAUCAUAGGUCCAAGCUUAGUCUUGACACACUCCGCCUACCACUCAUUGACCUCUCCACACCCCGCACUGUCACAAUGCUUGAUGGGUCAAGCCCCCAGGCUGGCAAAAUCUGGAAGAAGGCUACUCUAAACUUCUCUUUGGAUGGUAAACAAAUGACUGAGACCUUCCUAAUCUGCAACACAGGGUCUCACACUGCCAUCCUAGGAUUGAAGUGGCUAGACGCCCAUAACCCAGAAAUCAACUGGAAUCUACGCACACUCUCCUUUCCGCAUGCCCUGCCGGAACACAUGGCCAUUGCCAAGGAAGAAGAAGCUGAUCAAAACCCCCUCAAAGGAGUACCCUCCCAAUACCACCAAUACGCUAAGGUAUUUGGAGAAGAAGAAUUCAAUAAGCUCCCUCCCCAUAGGCACUACAACAUUGGAAUUGAGCUUACAGAAGAAGGGCCCCUCAACUCUCCCCUUUACAGUAUGACAGACGCCGAGUCCGCCACACUCAAGGACUGGCUCAGGGAUGAGUUAAAAGCUGGGAAAAUCUGUCCCAGCAAAUCCUCAAUUAGCUCUCCCGUCAUGUUUGUUCCCAAGAAGGAUGGUUCCCAACGCCUGGUAGUUGACUACCGCCGCCUGAACAACUGGACAAAGAAAAACGUCUAUCCCCUUCCCCGUCCAGAUGACCUCAUGGCCCAGCUCCGUGGCGCCAAGGUCUUUACUAAACUAGACCUACGUUGGGGAUAUAACAACGUCCGUGUAAAAGAAGGUGACAAAUGGAAAACUGCCUUCCGUACAAAAUACGGCCUAUACAAGUCCCUAGUCAUGACCUUUGGCUUAACCAACGCCCCCGCUGCCUUCCAACAUUUUAAGAACAAAUUGUUUAAAGACCUGUUAGACGUUUGCAUCAUCAUUUACCUUGAUGACAUCCUGAUCUACUCUAAGGAUGACGCAACUCAUACACAACACGUUCAUGAAGUCCUGCAACGGCUAUUGGAGAACCAACUAUUCUGUAAGGCAUUGAAGUGCACAUUCCACGUCAAUUCUGUGGAAUACCUGGGAAUCAUUGUCUUGGACAAGGGUUUUAGCCUGGAUAAACUCAAGAUCCAGGCAGUGCAGGAAUGGCCAAUCCCCUCAAAGGUUAAGGAGGUCCAAUUGUUCCUAGGAUUUGCCAACUUCCUCCGUCAGUUUGUUGCCAACUUUAGCCACAUGGCCAGGCCAUUGCAUAACCUGGUCAAGAAGGACACGCCCUGGAAUUGGGGUAGCAAAGAACAGGAAGCCUUCCAGGGACUGAAAAACGCCAUCACCAAUGCACCUGUACUCUGCCACGCCAAUCCCACCAAACCCUACUUCCUUGAGACAGACGCCUCAGGGGCUGCCCUGGGAUCCAUACUGAGCCAACGACAGGAAGACGGCCGGUUGCAUCCACUUGGCUUCCUGUCCAAGUCAUUCAAAGGAGCGGAGCAGAACUACGAUACACAUGACAAGGAGCUGUUAGCAAUCAUCUGCUUGUUUGAGUACUGGCGCAUCUUUCUGGAAGGAACCCUGCAUCCCAUCACCGUGUUCACCAACCACAGGAACUUAGAGUAUUGGAAAGAAUCUAGAACGUUCAAUUGCCGCCACGCACAAUGGCACCUCCUCCUGGCCGGUUACAACUUCCAAAUUGUAUAUAGACCCGGGAAACAGUCAGGGAAGCCAGAUGCCCUAUCACAACAAUCAGACCAUGCCAAUAUUCCACCAGAACCCCAGUCCAUGCUACCAGAACUGGUAUUUGCUAACAUUGCCCUGGUGACCCCUGAGAAGGAACUACAACACCAAAUCAAGUCCUCCCUAGACCAAGACGAGUCUCUGGAAGAAAUCCUACAGUUCCUACAAAACAAGUCCAAGGCACCACCCUCCAUUAAACGCGCAUUUAGAGAUUACAAGAUGGAGGCCGGCCUGCUAUUUUACCAAGGACAAAUUGUAGUACCAGAUGUAGGGACCCUAAGGACAGACCUACUUUGGAUCUUCCACAAUAGCCCAUUGGCGGGUCACCCAGGCAGACAGCGGACCCUAGAGUUGGUAUCCAGAUCUUACUACUGGCCUGGCAUCCGUGCUGACACGUACUGGCACGUUGACUGUUAUGGAAUGACUAAUUUAGACAUAUGCGCCCCUAAUUGCCAAUAG